AAAUAAGUUGUAAUUGCUUUUUUAGCCGUGAUGUCAGGACGCGGAAAGCAGGGAAGCAAAGCUCGCGCCAAGGCCAAGUCGCGCUCGUCACGCGCAGGCCUGCAGUUCCCGGUGGGGCGAGUGCACCGCCUGCUGCGCAAAGGCAACUACGCGGAGCGGGUGGGGGCCGGUGCCCCCGUGUACCUGGCGGCCGUGCUUGAAUACCUGACCGCGGAGAUCCUGGAACUGGCGGGCAACGCCGCCCGAGACAACAAGAAGACUCGCAUCAUCCCUCGCCACUUACAACUAGCCGUGAGAAAUGACGAAGAACUCAACAAAUUACUCGGGGGUGUCACUAUCGCCCAGGGAGGUGUCUUGCCUAACAUCCAGGCAGUUUUGUUGCCUAAGAAAACGGAGAGUCACAAACCUGGCAAGAACAAGUAAUUCAGAUGGUUGACACCCGUCCUCCCCCCCCCAAAAGGCUCUUUUAAGAGCCACUCGAGUGUCAAAUGAGGGGCUGACCACAACAGCGCAUUAGCUCUUUUUUUGAAAACUUGGGUGGC
Rhinolophus ferrumequinum (greater horseshoe bat) is the source of this 542-nucleotide messenger RNA. RefSeq names its product histone H2A type 2-B. Bases 31 to 423 code for a protein of 130 amino acids. The record is from RefSeq and is a predicted model, not a curated record. Gene Ontology annotation, cellular component: nucleosome. Gene Ontology annotation, molecular function: DNA binding; structural constituent of chromatin; protein heterodimerization activity. The transcript has a single exon. NCBI's taxonomy places the organism in Eukaryota, Metazoa, Chordata, Mammalia, Chiroptera, Rhinolophidae.